Molecule: messenger RNA, 1249 nt
Organism: Dromiciops gliroides (monito del monte)
Lineage: Eukaryota; Metazoa; Chordata; Mammalia; Microbiotheria; Microbiotheriidae
Gene: CIDEB
Product: cell death inducing DFFA like effector b
Exons: 5
Coding region: 191-868 (225 amino acids)
Biological process (GO): apoptotic process; regulation of apoptotic process
Source: RefSeq, a predicted model, not a curated record
GGGCCAGAGUCCGACCCUGACUCAUUCCCCACAACCUCUUCUGGUGCUUAAACCCCAGGCCUGGUCACAGAAAUCAACAACUCUGCUGAGAGUCAGACCAGACCCAAGUUCUGAACCAGAUCGUCAAGAGAAGACUCCUCCUUAGAGAAAACUAUAGGAGAGAGUGGUUCUACCACCACCUCACCUGGUCAUGGAAUACACCAAAGCCAAGGACUAUAUCUCAUCCUUGAACCCUACUUCCUUACUCAGGUCAGUAUCCAGUGUGGGUUCUGAGUUUGGUCGCCGGGUCUGGGCUGCAGCCCCCCCACCGCAACGUCCUUUUCGUGUCUGUGAUCAUAAACGGGCCACUAGAAAAGGUUUGACGGCUUCUACCCGCCAAGAACUACUAGACAAGGCCCUUGAGACCUUGCUACUGAGUGGUGUGCUGACACUGGUGCUAGAGGAGGAUGGGACAAGCGUGGAGAAUGAAGAAUUCUUCCAGAUGCUGGAGGACGAUACAAGCUUGAUGGUCCUGGAGGCGGGUCAGAAGUGGAGGCCUGUCAGAAGCGGGGUGCUCUCCUACGGUCUGGGCCGGGAAAAGCCAAAGCACAGCAAGGACAUUGCCAGCAUCACAUUUGACGUGUACAAGCAGAACCCCCGGGACCUCUUUGGCAGCCUCAACGUCAAGGCCACGUUCUAUGGGCUCUAUUCCAUGAGCUGCGAUUUUCAAGGACUCGGUCCCAAGAAGGUACUCAGAGAAAUCCUGCGAUGGACAUCUACACUUCUGCAAGGCCUGGGAAACAUGCUACUGGGUGUUGCAUCCACCAUUCGCCAUGUAGUGGAAGGUGCUGAGCAGUGGCAUCGUCAACGCCAGCUCCAUACCCACUAAGGACUCUGCCCCACCCUCAGUCUAGGAGAUGGAUUUAGAGUGGAACAGAGAGGAUGUGGUCUCCUUACCUGCACCUACUGCUAAGCUGGACAUGUUCUCUACUAACAUAUAUACCUGAUAUUCUCUCUCCUGCCCUGGUUCCUACAGAGGCCUCCCACACCCACCAUCCCCAGCUACAGCAGCCACCACUGACCAAGGGGCUAUAUCCUAAAUCCUCUAGUAGCUCUUCUCCCUAUCCCUGAGCAGCCCAGGACCUGAUGAUGAGUUACCAAAGGACCCCAUUCCUCCUUUCCCUUUAAUGCUACCUACCCCCUCCAGGGGGAAAGAAAACAAAACAACAAACCUGACACAAAUCUCAUUUCCAAUAAAAAUAGAAAAAUA